Molecule: messenger RNA, 1746 nt
Organism: Nicrophorus vespilloides
Lineage: Eukaryota; Metazoa; Arthropoda; Insecta; Coleoptera; Silphidae
Exons: 7
Coding region: 76-1731 (551 amino acids)
Biological process (GO): monocarboxylic acid transport
Molecular function (GO): monocarboxylic acid transmembrane transporter activity
Source: RefSeq, a predicted model, not a curated record
AAUAGAUUCGAAAUGCGAUAUAUACGUUUUGUGUCAUGCAGUUAGUUAUAUUUAGUUAGGAGAAAAAAAACUGUGAUGGAACAAAAGCAAACUUCGCAACAAACAGUGCAAAAUGAAAGUCUUAGAAUUGAUAAUGUGCUUACAACCCAACCAGAAUUGGGUCCAAGUGUACCAGAUGGUGGAUAUGGAUGGAUAAUAUUGUUAGCUGUAUCAUUUUUUAAGGUCUCAUUACCAAGCAUAAAAAUUGCUUAUGGAUUAUUUUUAAUGUACUCAACACUGGAAACAACAAAUAACAUAAAUUUAGGAUUAUUUGAUAAUGAUUUAAUUUUGACUCCUAUCAUAUUUUUUGUUGCAUCAACUAUUUUAGAUCCCAUAAGCAGGAAAAUGAUUACGAAUAGUAAAUGGCCUAGACUAUUUGCAUUAUCUGGAGUCUGUCUAACGUGUGCUGGAAUUCUUUUCCUUUGGAUAGCACUUGACCAUCACGGCCAUUUAGCAAGAUUUCUUUACGUUUUAAGUGGAUUGUCUUCAGGCUGCGGCGUGGCCCUGGUUGAAACACAAUGUGAGGUGUUGCUGGCUCAAUAUUUCAGAUUAAAACUCAAUUCCAUCAAUGUUGUCCUACAAAUAAUGACUUGUAUAGGAUAUAUUUUUACUCCAAUUAGUUUGGGCCAUUAUAUAAAUAUGUAUGGUAUCGUUCACGUAAUUAUUUGGUAUCAUUUAUAUAUCUUGAUUGGAGUUGGUGUGUGCACUUUGUUUAAGAAGCCAGAUUACCUAAAGGGAAAACUCACCUAUAAUUCGGUUAAAGUGGGCCUUGUAUUAGAUGAAGAAGAAGACAUUUAUUCAGCAAAGAAAUCCACUGAGUUGAAAGAAGCUCGAAUAGUUGAACCGAAUGCUGAGAACAAUGAACCAAUUGCUGGUACAAGUUCCAGUGAUAUGGUUGAAGUUGAUGUGCACAAUGCAAAUAGCAAUUGGGAAAAGUUUUCAGAUGAUGAAAAUGAUGAUGAGCAUUUUCAUGAAUUCAAAAAUAACAUGGCUGCACCGAAAGAGUUAUUCACUGAUUUGCAUCUAAAUAAUAAUACAACCUAUUCAUUUGAUAAUAGUGAUAUACUAAGUGCCAAUGAUGAUACAAAUAUCUUUAUGCCCAACACCAAAAGUGUGUCACAGAGUUAUUCCUUUUUCAAGGAGGGUUCAUUUUACAAAUCUGUUUUGUUGCAAACCACAUUAACAUAUUCGAAAUUCAUCUUUUACACACUUUAUCCAAGUACCUUGUACUUCAAUAUCAGUUUGCACAUUGAGGAUAUUAAUGCAGUUUUAUGCUACUUAUUUAUUAUCAGUAGUAUCAUUGUUCUGGCUUCUAAAAUAUUUUUAGUUAACAUUAAUAAUAAGAAUUGUGCAAUUUUUGUUGUUAUAGUUUCAUGGAUUGGAACUAUUGGAUACUACAUGAUUUCCGAUAUUCCCUUCGAGAACGUAAAAGUCUUUGGCGGUGGAUUGUCGCUCAUAAGCAUAAGUGUUUUGCAAUAUUUGACCGAAGGUUUAAUCACGCCGAACGUAAAAUCUGAACCGAACCGCGUGUUCAUAUUUCUGAACUUGUUGUCAGCCUUAUGUUUCGUAUUAUUAAGCGUUAGAAAUAUUACAUAUACAAAUUGUUUCCGGUUAAUGGGAUUGUUGCAAUUCGCAAAUGGAUCCGUGUGGUUUUGCAAUUUCAUUUAUAAGAAGAUUAUAAGGGUAGAUUAAAUUGUUACAAUAAGA